Nicotiana attenuata is the source of this 1895-nucleotide messenger RNA. RefSeq names its product protein NRT1/ PTR FAMILY 2.7-like. The transcript has 4 exons. NCBI's taxonomy places the organism in Eukaryota, Viridiplantae, Streptophyta, Magnoliopsida, Solanales, Solanaceae. The record is from RefSeq and is a predicted model, not a curated record. Bases 85 to 1797 code for a protein of 570 amino acids. Gene Ontology annotation, cellular component: plasma membrane. Gene Ontology annotation, biological process: oligopeptide transport; transmembrane transport. Gene Ontology annotation, molecular function: transmembrane transporter activity.
AAACCGAAAAGAAUAAAAACAAGAAGUAUAUCAGUCCUAGAGAAACUAAAAGAGAUCAGGAUAAACAGUUGAGUUAAUGCAUCAAUGGAGAAACCAGCUGUCCAGUGUGUAGAUGAAGCUGCAACAAAGGUGCAGUCUUCUCCUGCAGCUCGCAGCAAUAACAAUGGCGGUUGGAUAUCCUUCCCCUUCAUCAUAGGGAGCAUGGCAGGCUUAUCACUAGCAGCAGCAGGAUGGAAUAACAAUUUGAUAGUGUAUCUAAUACAAGAAUUCAACAUGAGUAGCGUAAGUGCUGCAAAAGUGUACAAUAUGGCGAAUGGGUGCAGCACUAUUUUCCCAAUUUUGGGUGCCGUAGUUGCCGAUUCUUUUCUUGGCUGUUUCUCCGUCAUCUGGAUUUCUUCUUUCAUCUCUCUGCUGGGAGCACUGCUUCUCACAUUCACAGCAGCAAUUGAUACAUUGAGACCUCAAAAAUGCGGUUAUGGUUCGGACGAGUGCAGAAAUGCAUCAACGUCCCAACUUACAUUCUUAUAUGCAGCUCUAGCGCUAGCAUAUUUGGGCAAUGGGGGUACACGUUUCACUAUUGGAUCAAUGGGAGCAAACCAAUUCCAGAAGCCAAAGCAUCAAGCAAUUUUCUUCAACUGGUAUACUUUCGCACUCUACACAUCCAAUGUCAUUGGCAGCACAGUCCUUUUAUACAUUGAGGACAAUGUUAGUUGGGUAUUGGGGUUCGCCAUUUGUGUCGCAUUCAACAUUAUUGGCUUGGGUAUUUUCUUGUCUGGCCAACGAUUCUAUCGCCAUAUUGAGCCACAACAUGAAAGCCCCUUCGUCAGUUUGGCUCAGGUCGUCAUCGCUGCCAUUAGGAAGAAACCAUUCUCUUUAGGAGGUGAACAUUAUUACCAUGGCACGAAAUCACAGGACAGUGCUACGAGAACCGAUUUCCCAAAACCUUGCAAAUUCUUCAGGUACCUGAACAGGGCGGCUUUGGUCACGGAAGGAGAUAAGAAACAGGAUGGCCUCAUUGCCGAGCCUUGGAAACUAUGUACAGUGCAACAAGUGGAAGAUCUCAAAACAUUGAUAAAACUCUUCCCACUAUGGACUACUGGUUUGUUUCUGUACACCCCACUAGUCAUACAAGCAAGUUUAGCAAUCCUGCAAGCUCUAAAAAUGGACCGACGUUUCGGAUCCCAUUUCAAAAUCCCAGCUGGUUCUGUUGUAGUCUUUACAUUGAUCUCCACAUGCAUAACCAUUACCUUCACGGACCGAGUCCUAUUCCCUUUGUUGAAUAGAUGCAUUCGUAGCUCUCUAACACCACUUCGACGGGUUGGGAUAGGCCACUUGCUAACGGUCGUUAGCAUGGCCUUAUCCGCCCUGGUCGAAUCAAAGAGGAUAAAAAUAGUGAAAUCUCACCAUCAAAACAAUGUUGCAGCGCCAAUGUCCGUGUUCUUGUUGGCGCCACAGCUAGCAAUUACGGGCAUCGGGCUAGCUUUUCAUUCUCCAGGAUAUGCGGGAUUUUAUUACCAAGAAUUUCCAGCGUCCCUGAAAAGCACGUCUACGGCAGUCGUGGCGGUUUUUGUAGGCGCAGCAUUUUAUUUAGGGAACGGGGUGAUGGACCUGGUUCAAAGCGUGACAGGAUGGUUGCCGGAGAAUAUUGAUAAUGGUAGGUUGGAUAAUGUUUUCUGGGUGGUAUGUGUUAUAGGGGCUGCGAAUUCUGUGUAUUACCUAGUAUGUGCUUCAUUGUACAAGUAUAAAAAUGUAGACCAGGAAGUAAAUGAUUCUAUUGACAAAAUAGAUAGCAAUUAGCACAAAUGAAGUAGGCCUGGAUUCAUGUAAAAUUGAACAAGCAGUUCAUGACCCUUUAAGGUAUAAAACAAUCAGUUGUUGCAUUUGUAUCGGUUUAA